Molecule: messenger RNA, 1932 nt
Organism: Cucurbitaria berberidis CBS 394.84
Lineage: Eukaryota; Fungi; Ascomycota; Dothideomycetes; Pleosporales; Cucurbitariaceae
Exons: 2
Coding region: 1-1731 (576 amino acids)
Source: RefSeq, a predicted model, not a curated record
AUGGUGGCGGGGAAUCUUCCGCGAGGCGCCGUGAAGCCCUCAAACACGCGCUCAGCCGACUGCCCGUGCCCGCGACAAUUCUCCUACAAACACCCUCGACAGUUCCUCGUUGCGCACCAAACCUCCCCGCGACCACAGCUCCCUUUCCUCUACCCUUCCGGCCAGCACCUCUCCAAUGGCCAGUUACAACGUCUAUUCUCCAUAAGUGCGAACCAUAAAAAGUUCAUAAAAGAGACGGCGAAGCUGAGCGUUCGGUAUUCGUUACUGAUCUUCGUACUCACAUCAUGCUUCAGCAUCGCGAGUUUGGGCAUAUUGAGCGAGCAGCAGGAGCGGGCGUUCCCGUCACCUCAUGAGUGGAGCUUGAUCACAAGAUUCCGGUUCAGGAGAGGGAAGUGGUGGCAGGUUCCGGAGAACAACGAGGAAGAAGGUUUCCCCAACUGGGCGCGGGUGUAUUCAGAGCUUCAGCAUACGCUGAACCGCUUGGAGAACACUGGCAAGGAUGGAGCAGGCCUGACGGAGCAAGAAGAGGGUGGCAUACUGGUACCCGGAGUCGGCAAGGCAGGCUUCGAUAUCACUGCGAAGAGCGAGGAGUGGCGGCAGGGAUACUACGAGGUCCUCAUGGGCAUGGCAGGCGCAGCAGAACGCCUGGAUGGUUGGGUAACAGACAAGUGGAGGAGAAACGUGUGGGCACCCGAGUUUGUCGAGUCGGCAUCGAAUCCACGCCCAAAGGCUGUCCUACCAGGCAUGCCUGAACUGCCAGACGAGGAGCAUCGCGUACCCGCUGCCGACGCACCAGAAACCUUUUACCUCAAGGUCAUAACAUCGAAAGGGUUUACCACCUAUCAAAGACUUUCAGCGGCGCUUGGCUAUGCAGACUGGCUUAGCUUCAGGAAGUUGCCAGACUCGGCAGAAGAAAUGUACCGUUGGGCACUCGACAUCGCCAUUGCAGGCUUACCGACCCCCGAGCCCUCGACGGUCAUCAGCCGCGAGACUGGCGUCCUCUCCUCCACCGCACCGAAGGAAUUCAUAACACCAAAUGUCGUCUACGCCGCAACAAACCUGGCCACUUUCAUGGCCGGGCACGGCAAAGUCGCUUCCGCACUACCCAUCUUCGUAUCCCUUCUUCGCGCUCGCCUCAGUGCAGCAGACGAAGUCAUCAUACCCACUCCCUCGACCCAAAAAGACUCAAGUCUCACAGGCACCCUUCUCAGUCUCCUAAGUGAGCCAGACUACCCACCUGUUCCUCCAUCAGGUGACGAGCCCCUUCUGCGCAAAGAAACCGACCGCUGCGAAGAGGCCGCCCUCAAAAACUAUAUUGGCGAAAUCCUCUUCGCAACCGCCGGCACCUCAUCCGCCCAACGCCAGCAAGGCCUUUCUUGGGUCCGCGAUGGCGUCUCGACCUCCAAAACCGCACAGUCUUUCGAAUCCAUCAAGCCUAACGAGGGCCUUCGCAAAAAGUGUGAGCAAUGCGAGGAAGUUGGGCUCGAGUCGUGGGGCAAGAUUAUGACGUAUCUUGCUGCUGAGGCGCGGGAAAAACGGGAUGCUGCGAAUAGUGGGUUGACGAGUCUAGUUUGGAAGGUUAGGGGGACGAAGGGGUUGGAUGAAGAUGUUGAGAAUUUGGAGGGCGAGAGCGAGGGGGUUAUGUUGAGGCUGAAUAAGCUGAGAGGCAGGAUGUUGAAGGAGGAGUAUGAUGACAUGGAUCGCAAGUAUGCGCGGACGUUUGUAUUCUAGAUAGAAUGGAUGUGUAUGCCAAAUGUAACAAAAGACAGCUGCAAACGCAGCAGUUCGCCACACGAUCCAACUCAUGUGUUCUGAUGCAUAAUUUCCGAAUCUGACUUGAAUCAAAGUAGUUUUCUAGAAGCUUCGUGAACGCAAAUCUACAAUCAGAGCAUACCAAAUAUAAUCAUUGAAUUUGCUGCUAUCUGAGCACAA